Molecule: messenger RNA, 2164 nt
Organism: Hypanus sabinus (Atlantic stingray)
Lineage: Eukaryota; Metazoa; Chordata; Chondrichthyes; Myliobatiformes; Dasyatidae
Gene: slc35b3
Product: solute carrier family 35 member B3
Exons: 9
Coding region: 696-1790 (364 amino acids)
Biological process (GO): transmembrane transport
Cellular component (GO): endoplasmic reticulum membrane; Golgi membrane
Molecular function (GO): 3'-phosphoadenosine 5'-phosphosulfate transmembrane transporter activity
Source: RefSeq, a predicted model, not a curated record
ACAUCAGGUAGGUUGUUCUAAUUUCCAGCAUCACCAAAAGAAGGCAAGGCCAGCUCCUUGUACUUGGUGGGGCGAUUUUGAUUAACUGUACAGACAGAACUGUAGAUCAUUCAUUGUGUCCCUGCAAACCAACAGCCUGUUUGCAUACCCAGCUUCUGCAGAAUUGGUGAUACUUCGGCCUACCGCAAAUGGUGAAGUUCAGACUACCCAGUCGUCCCUAAGCAUGAAAUACACCACACUCCAACACACCAUGUUUCACCCGCCAGGCCAAUGAAGACGUCUGCACUCAAGGACACGUGUCACUAAAUCGUCCAGCAGUUUGACCGUGUAGGAGGGAGGGACAGGGAAAUCCGAGACAGAGCCACCCAGGGUGCCGUCACCGGCCGGGUCCUGCGCACGCGCAGUGGCCGGCCACCCGGGAUCUUUCACCCCGGCCGGUGGAGGUGGACGGCAGCGCAUGCGCACUGUGCUGCUGCCGUAACCCUGCCCAUUGAGUGUUGGCAAGUAGCAAGGAACCGGCAACAAUAACGAGUACUACUACUAUACUAGUGUUGUCAGCGCGAAGAACGACUGCCGGAUUCAUUCACCAUGCGGCGGUGAGGCUGCGGCAUUGACUUGACUUCUCCGGCGGUUUGUUUGCGGCAGCUCUGAGCCUGAGGCCUGCGACUGGCGGCGGGACCGACCGGUUGAUAAAGAUGAACGGCUCCAGGAAAUAUAUCUCCAUCAGUGUCCCCGACGCGCCCGAUUCCAUGUCCCCUCACAUCAAGUCGGCGGAGCAGCUGCGAGUGAUCGGCUUCAAUCUGGGUGACUGUUCCAGGUCUAUGCAGUUCGUCAUUUGUGUGACUGGAGUCUUCGUCUUCUAUCUCGUGUAUGGAUACCUGCAGGAGCUCAUUUUCUCAUUGGAAGGCUUCAAACCCUUCGGCUGGUACCUAACUCUGGUGCAGUUUGCUUUUUAUUCCACGUUUGGACUGGUUGAGCUUCAAUUCACGCAGGACAAGAGAAGGAGAAUCCCCUGGAAAACAUAUAUGCUGAUAGCAUUUCUAACAGUGGCAACUAUGGGAUUAUCAAAUACCUCGCUUGGUUAUCUGAAUUAUCCAACUCAAGUAAUUUUUAAGUGCUGCAAGUUGAUUCCUGUAAUGAUAGGAGGAGUCUUCAUACAAGGCAAACGGUACAAUUUUGUAGAUGUUUCGGCUGCACUUUGUAUGAGCCUUGGCCUAAUUUGGUUCACUUUGGCUGAUAGCAAAGUGGCACCUAACUUCAAUUUUGCAGGAAUAGCGCUCAUAUCAAUGGCACUCUGUGCAGAUGCAGCUAUUGGAAAUGUACAAGAGAAAGCUAUGAAAUUGCAUAAUGGUUCAAAUUCAGAAAUGGUUUUAUAUUCCUAUUCGAUAGGUUUUCUAUAUAUAUUAAUGGGUUUGGUUUGUACCCGUGGACUGGGCCCUGCUUUUGUCUUUUGUUCUAGGCAUCUACUGCAGACGUAUGGAUAUGCAUUUGUGUUUUCAUUGACAGGAUAUUUUGGAAUUUCCUUUGUACUAGCCUUGAUAAAGCUCUUUGGUGCACUAGUAGCUGUAACAGUAACCACGGGAAGAAAAGCAAUGACCAUUGGUCUUUCAUUUCUCUUCUUUUCAAAGCCUUUUACUUUGCACUAUAUCUGGUCAGGUCUUCUGGUCCUCAUUGGUAUCUUCCUGAAUAUUUACAGCAAAAACAAGGACAUAAUUAGGCUGCCUUCACUGACUGACAUUCGGAAUAAAAUCUGGAAAAGGCAAAUGAGACCUACUUCAGAGAGGGUGUAGAGUCCACAUUGGUUUUCACUUCUGAUUUGAUUGGACAUUGCCAUCACUGGUUGGCCUUGACAGGACAUUCUGCAUAAGUGCACUUGUAUGCCUACUGUUAAUGCCACUGAUGACCAGUUGUACGAUAAGAAAAACAUGAUCAAUCAAAGCUGGAAAAAUAUGAACUUUACAAAUGUGGUAAAAGGGAACAAUGUAAAGCUUGGACUAUGUUUUCCAUAACUAUCACAAUGAUUGUUUACUAAUAAUGCAUAUAAAAUUCCAGACUUUUGAAUUACAGUACUUUCACUUGGUCCCUCUGUGCUUUGUCUUUGUUUGAAUUCUGAGCAGUGGUCUGUGCUUUUUAAGUUUUGUAAAUAAAUCAAAUUUGUGUUCUG